AAUUCAGAACAUUGAUGAUUUCUGAGGGAGAAGUAAUAAAUCUUUCAAAGUUUAAACACAUCUACCAACAAGAAAUCCAUAUACGUGUGCUCAGAAUUCGAAGGGGGUGAGGAAAACAUGGCUUCUGCAGGAACAUGUGAAUGGCAACAAAUGACGGAGUUCCGAGACCACCCCCAGUGCCAUACAACUAAAUUAUAUGUCACUUACGAGAUGCGGGAAUCUGGUUAAAUUCAGGUGAGGUGGUGAUUGCGGGAAAAUCAUCAAGCUUACAUUUGUAUCUGCUCCUCGCCUGGGUUGAGCUCAUUCUAAGGUGGUAAGUAGAGGACCAUAAAUGAAACGAGAUCUGCAGGGGAGGGUCAAGGCACUGAGAGAAAUGUGAAUGAGAUGAGCAGUGAAAUGGAAACUGAAGCUGUUACUGAAAGGAUGGAUAUUAUAGAUGUAUCAGAUGAAUCUGAAGACCCUAAUGCCAGGAAUGAUGAUGUGCAUAUGAUAUCCGAGCAGUUACAAGACACUGCAACACAGAUGGACAUGACAGACAUAAGAGAGGCCCAUGCAAUUGAUGAAGAUGUGCCAUAUAGAAUUGAGAGUGCAGAUGGCCAUACAAAAUCCAAUGCAAUUGAGAGUAUGCUGUACAUGGUGGAGAAUGCAGAUAGUCAUCCAGACAAUUGGGAUUUGGGAGACAUUCUCAAAGAAAUAGAGGACUCUGGCAGGAACAUGGGUAUAGAUAUUGCUGAGAAAGUAGAAUUAAGAAGCAACAAAGAUGAAGUAACACUUGAAGAAGAAACAGAAGAAAGUGAAGAUGGACAAGGUAUACCCAAUGAAUUUGAAAAUGCAUUGUCUGAUAAAGAAUUAAGUGCCCUCUGUAAGGAUGCUUCAAAGGCAUUUUUUGAUGAAUGGGGACUGGUUAGCCAUCAGAUAAAUUCAUUCAAUCAUUUCAUGAGCCAUGGGUUGCAGAAAGUGUUUGAUAAUUUUGGAAAGUUUGAUGUAGAACCUGAUUAUACACAAAGGAGACGGGAUGGGUUGUGGUAUCGGGCAUCCAUUUCUUUCGGUAAGGUCACUGUGGAGCAGCCUUCCUAUUGCAGCAAGGAAGGCAAGAAACUGCUGCUAAAACCUGCCGAGGCUCGUUUGCGGAACAUGACAUAUGCAUCCCCUAUAUAUCUAGAAAUUACAACAAAAGUUUACAUCCAGGAGGGGAAAAAAGCAGAUGACAAUACAAAGAGUAGUUCAAGCUCACUAAUGAAAGAUGCGAAGAAUAUGGCAGUUAUUAGUGAGGAACAUAAAAGAGUGUUAAUUGGCCGAAUUCCUAUCAUGGUGAAGUCAAAUCUUUGCUACUUGAGCAGUCUAACUAGUAAAGAGCUACUUAAAGAGGGUGUUUGCUCGUUUGAUGUUGGAGGGUACUUCAUUAUAAAAGGGACUGAAAAGGUCUUUAUUGCACAAGAAGAACGGUGCACAAGUCGACUUUGGGUAUCAAAUAGUCCAAUCUGGAUGGCAAUUUACACACCUUGCACAAGUGGAUUUUUCAUGAACAAGAAUAAAGUUAUUGUCAAAGUCCUCGAGACAUCAAAAGAUGACAAAUGGUGUGCAGGAAGAAAAGUGAUUUCUGUUUAUUUCUUUGCAAUUACAGUUCCAGUUGUGCUUAUGUUUUAUGCUCUGGGUGUAGAAUCAGAUUUUGAGAUGAUGCAAAUGAUAGGAAUUGAAUUCAGUGAGUGUGAGGCAAGAGAGUUAUUGUUGUCAUCAAUUUAUAAGGCAGAGGCAGAGUUAAAAUGUUUUCGAAGAAAAGAAAAAGUUUGGGCCUAUAUUAAUGACCAACUUAAGAAUUGUAAAUUUCCAAAAGAUCAAGAUGCUGAAGAGGCUCUUCAGGCAUACCUUUUUCCACAUAUAUUGGGAUGUAAACAAAAAGCAAUGUUUUUAGGAUACAUUGUCAAUCGUCUUCUAUCAUCUUAUUUUGGCCAGAGACAUGUAGAAUGUAAAGAUGACUACAAGAACAAAAGGCUGGAACUAGCAGGUGAGCUGCUUGGUCGUGAACUACACGGAUUGGUUAGACAUUUUCGGAAUAGAUUGGCCAAAGGAAUUCAGAGAGAAAUCUCAGUGCGUGGGAAUAUGAAGUCAAUGGAUAUUUAUGCUGAUGCUUCCAUUAUCACAAAUGGUCUUUCAAGAGCAUUUUCUACAGGAAAUUGGUCUCACCCUCAUAAGUUCAAUGUCAAAUGCACAGGUGUUGUAGCAAACCUUAAGUCAACAAAUCCAUUGCAGAAUCUCUCUGAGAUGCGUAGAUUACGGCUUAGGGUUCAAUAUGCUGCCAAGCUAGGGGAUGCAAGAUAUCCAAAUCCUUCCUACUGGGGACGAGUUUGCUUCAUAUCCACACCUGAUGGUGAAAAUUGUGGACUAGUUAAGAAUUUGGCAGUUACAUGUGUUGUCAGCUUACAUUCUGCCCAAGAACCUAUCCUUGAUAUAUUGAAGGAAUCUGGAAUUAUAGUGAUUGAUAAUGUUUCCUCAUCAAAUUCCAAAGGUGCCACAAACAUUUUCAUCAAUGGAGAUUGGGUAGGAAUCCAUCAUGAUCCUGACUCUCUUGUAAAGAAAUUACGAAAUCUUCGUCGCAAGCAGUAUAUUCAUCCACAUGUUGAAAUUAAAAAAGAUGACAAGCAAAAUGAGAUCCGUAUUUUUUCUGAUGCAGGAAGACUUUUGAGGCCUCUUUUAAUUGUGAAAAAUCAAAGCCUAUGCAUAUCUAAACAGCAAGUUGAAAAAUUUAAGAAAAGUUGCAACCCUUUCAAGUAUCUCAUGAAAAAGGCCAUUGUGGAAAUAUUAGGAGUUGAAGAGGAAGAAGAUGCUCAAAUUGCUUGUGGGAUUGACAUUUUACUGAUGGCUGAAAAGAACCCAGACUAUCAGCAGUUUACUCAUUGUGAGUUGGAUCCAUCUUUUUUAUUAAGUCUGAAUGCUAGCAUCAUCCCCUUUGCCAACCGCAAUCUUGCAACUAGAACACUUCUCCAAUCAGAAAAACACUCAAGGCAAGCAAUAGGAUAUUAUGCAACAAAUUCCCGUACAAGGUGUGACACAACAUCUCAUCAAUUAUUUUAUCCUCAAAGACCUUUGUUUAAGACUAUGUCUUCUGAGUGCAUCAGGAAGGUGGAGCUCUAUAAUGGUCAAAAUGCUGUUGUUGCAGUCAAUGUUCAUUAUGGAUACAACCAGGAAGACUCAUUGGUUAUAAAUCAUGCUUCAAUAGAUCGUGGGCUAUUCCGAACCAUUCAUUUUCACACAUUCACAUCAGAGACAGACCAUGAUCACAGUGACUCUAAGAGUUCAUCUAGGCCAGAAGUAGAUUUUGGAAAGCCAAACACAGAAAAGCUCAGAGUAGAUAAGCUUGAUGAGGAUGGACUACCAUAUAUUGCCUCAAACCUUUAUAGUGGUGACAUUUUGAUUGGAAAGGUGGAUCCACAGUCAUCUGAUUCAAAUUUCAGCCUCAAGUUGAAACAUACAGAAAAAGGGAGGGUUGAUCAAGUUGUAAUGGCAAUCAAUGAUGAUGGAAGAAAAUUUGCGAGGGUAAGAUUAAGAGAAGUAAGAUGUCCAUCACUUGGAGAUAAGUUUUCCAGCAUGCAUGGUCAAAAAGGAGUUGUGGGGUUUAUAGAAGAGCAAGAAAAUAUGCCUUUCACAAAAGAAGGCAUUGUUCCAGAUCUUAUCAUCAAUCCACAUGCUUUUCCAUCUAGACAAACUCCAGGGCAACUUUUUGAAUCUGCCCUUUCAAAAGUGAUUUCUUCAAGUGGUGUUGUUCGUGAUGCUACACCUUUUAAAUCUAUGACAAUUGAGUAUAUCACUGAACAGCUUCACAGGUGUGGUUACGAACAGUGGGGUAAAGAACAGAUGUAUAAUGGACGGACAGGAAGUAAAAUGCGAUCAAAGAUUUUCAUUGGUCCCACAUACUACCAGAGGCUUGUACAUAUGGCAGAAGACAAAUUAAAAUAUCGGAAUCAAGGCCCCGUGCACCCUUUAACUCGACAGCCUGUUGCAGACCGAAAACGACAUGGAGGUGUUAAAUUUGGAGAGAUGGAGCGUGAUUGCAUGCUAGCACAUGGGGCAACUGCCAAUAUUUUGGAAAGACUAUUUUAUCUAAGUGAUUUCUCUAGAAUGCAAAUCUGUAGCCAGUGUCACAUGGUUGCAACAGUGGUUCUUAGAGAGGGCAUAAGAGGACCAUACUGUCCUUUCUGUAAAACUGCAAAACAUGUCGUAAAAGUAGAUGUUCCUUAUGCCUGCAAAUUGCUUUAUCAGGAAUUGUUCUGUAUGGGUAUAUGUCUAAAGUUUUCAACUGUAUUGUGUUGACUUGGAAUUAUAAUCAGUUUUAUACAAUGUAGACAUCAAAUAUAUCAGUACCAGUCUAAGUAACAGUUUAAAAGAACAUUUUCUAAACUUUGAUAAGUGCCUAAAACUAUCAAGUGGAAUUAAAAAAAAAACAAUUUGGUUUACCUUCAACCUAGCAUUGCUUAUACUGAAGCAGAAAAAUAUAUAUACUUAGCAUUGGACACUAUAAUGAAAUUUUGAUUUUUAUGACUUAA
Messenger RNA from Cryptomeria japonica (Japanese cedar), 4541 nucleotides. Its product is annotated as DNA-directed RNA polymerases IV and V subunit 2. Gene Ontology annotation, molecular function: DNA-directed RNA polymerase activity; ribonucleoside binding; DNA binding. Gene Ontology annotation, biological process: DNA-templated transcription. The record is from RefSeq and is a predicted model, not a curated record. Gene Ontology annotation, cellular component: RNA polymerase II, core complex. The coding region runs from base 385 to 4308 and encodes 1307 amino acids. NCBI's taxonomy places the organism in Eukaryota, Viridiplantae, Streptophyta, Pinopsida, Cupressales, Cupressaceae. The transcript is spliced from 8 exons.